Molecule: messenger RNA, 5401 nt
Organism: Acipenser ruthenus (sterlet)
Lineage: Eukaryota; Metazoa; Chordata; Actinopteri; Acipenseriformes; Acipenseridae
Product: striatin-4-like
Exons: 18
Coding region: 109-2406 (765 amino acids)
Cellular component (GO): dendrite
Molecular function (GO): protein-containing complex binding; armadillo repeat domain binding; calmodulin binding
Source: RefSeq, a predicted model, not a curated record
GGAAGUUGUUGUUGGAAAGCUGAAGCGUUAACAAGGAGUUCACUAUUUGGCAGGAAAACAGCUGCCUGUUUUUUUUAGUGUAUUGGCAGCGACUCCUCUGUCUCCAUUAUGGAGGCGGAUCGGUCCGGAGGAGGAGCGGGCGGGUUGAACUCGAACCACAGCGGUAAUGGUUCUGGUCGGAACUCGAACGGUCCCAAGUCUUCUCCAGUGGGAUUAGGAGCGAUGGCCGCGUCUGCCCAAGAUCCGGAGUUUCAAGAGGGGGAACCGGGCCUGUCUCUGCCCGGGAUUUUACACUUCAUCCAGUUUGAAUGGAGCCGUUUUCAGUCCGAAAAAUACCGAUGGGAGGCCGAGAGAGAGGAGCUGAGGGCCCAGGUGGCUUUCUUGCAAGGCGAGAGGACAGGGCAGGAGAAUAUGAAGCAAGACCUGGUGCGCAGGAUCAAGAUGCUGGAGUUUGCCCUCAAACAAGAGAGAACGAAGCAUCAGAAACUCAAAUCGGGGAAUGAACCGGACCAGGGCGAGAAGACGCUGGAGACGCAACCAGAACUAGAACAAGUGUCCAAUGGGCCGGCAGAGUCGGACUCCGAGCAGGGAAAUGCAAUGUCCUGGAAGGAAGGACGGCAGCUUCUACGCAAGUACCUGGAGGAAGUGGGGUACUCUGACACUAUCCUAGACAUGCGCUCCAAGAGAGUGCGCUCUCUUCUGGGGCGGAGCAGCCCGGAGGUGAAUGGCUCGGUUCCUCGACCUGGCCAAUCAGAAGAGGAGCCCCAGGCAGGGGGCGGGGUUGGGGGCAGAGAGUCUCUCCUUGUCAAGCAAAUCGAGGAGCAGAUUAAGAGGAAUGCUGGGAAGGAGUCAAAGGACCGGAUCACCAGCUCUGUCAUGGACAAGAUCCCCUUCCUGCAGGGCUGUGAGGAGGAGGAUGACAGCGAUGAAGAGGAAGACUUCCAGGGCAUCUCCACAGACUGCCUCGACAGGUCCCGGCAGCACAAGAAAUCCAGAGCCAAGAUUGGAGCAGAGCCCCUGGGAGCGGAGGUGGAGCCAGAGGAUGACGAGGAGGAUGAAGACGACUCUGAAGAUGCCCUGAGCGAGUUUGACUUCCUGGGGUCGGGGGAGGAUGGAGAAGGGGCUGGUGAGGCUCGUAUCUCCGGAGAUGGAAGAGAGCUCGAAAAGCAACGGAAUAAACUGCAGGGCAUGCUGUCUGAUUACAGAGAUGUGGACGGGCUCUCUCCCAAAGCAUCCAUUCCUUCAGCAGGGCCUGGCCAGUCUCGAGCUAAUGAAGGGGGCGCUCUGGGCUUCUCCACGGAUGUCUUCAUCCUAGACACUGUGGGGGGCGGAGACAUGAAUCUGGGGGAGCUUGCUGACCUCACUGUCGCCAAUGACAACGACCUUACCAUUGACCUGCAGGACAGCCGGGAGGAGUUCAAAAAGACGUGGAACGCGCGAUUCACGCUGCGCAGCCACUUCGAUGGGAUCCGGAGCCUCGCCUUCCACCCCAGCCAGGCUGUGCUGCUGUCUGCAGCCGAGGACGGGACCCUCAAACUGUGGAACCUGGACAAGGCAAUUUACUCCAAGAAGAACACAGCUCUGGAUGUGGAACCCAUCUAUACCUUCAGAGCACACAGUGGUGCCGUGCUGUCCCUGGCGAUGGGAGACAGCGGGGAUUGCUGCUACAGCGGGGGUCUGGAUGGGAGUGUGCGCUGCUGGAAGAUCCCUGACUUGAACGUUGACCCCUACGACAACUACGACCCCAGCAUUGAGAGCAGCGUGCUGGCUGGCCACACCGAUGCAGUGUGGGGCCUGGCCUUCUCCCCGGCUCAGCACCGCCUGGCGUCCUGCUCCGCUGACGGGACCAUCCGCAUUUGGGAUACCUCCAAGACCCCCGCCUGCCUCAGCGUCUUCAACAAGGCCAAGGAGCAUGGGAUCCCUACCUCAGUGGCCUUCGUGAACUCUGACCCCACGCAGGGCGUGGUCUCUUACAGAGGGGGUGAGACGUUGCUGUAUGACCUCAACACUGAGCAGAGCAUCCUGGAGCUGGACACCAAGAGCAAGGAGGGCAGCGCUCUCAUUAACCGUGUGCUGAGUCACCCUUCCCUGCCCGUCUCCAUCACUGCUCAUGAGAAUCGCAGCAUUCGAUUCCUGGACAAUAAAACCGGUAAAGUGAUCCAUUCUAUGGUGGCUCAUCUGGAUGCUGUUACCUGUCUGGCCGCGGACCCCAAAGGCGCUUACCUCAUCUCUGGCAGUCAUGACUGCUCGGUUCGGCUGUGGACGCUGGACAGCCGGACUUGUGUCCAGGAGAUCACGGCUCACCGCAAGAAACACGACGAGGCGAUCCAUGACGUGGCCUUCCACCCGAGCCAGCCCUACAUCGCCAGCGGGGGCGCCGACGCGCUCGCCAAGAUCUUCGUCUGACAUUCUCACCCAGACCCUCGCCCGGGCUGAUGUCCUCUCCUUACUCGGUGGCAGGACUUGAACCCGGGCUUUUGCGUACACAGCGUAGCACUCGGCUCAUAAGCAGAGCGAACCACACCAGGGCAGGUUGGUCUUCCAAACCAACAUCACAGCGCUGCAUUUCAACUGUAUGAAUAAAGCAAACCAAGCUCAGGGCUCUAACAUCCACUCCAGAACAGCACUGCAGUGUUAAAGCUCCAUCUGCUGCAUUUCACACUAAACUAAACCUCUCGGUAUCGAUUGGGAGCCGCACACCACAGUCUCUAUGGGAGGCUAUUGAUUAGGGAGCGAUAAGGGACCAGCGUUGAUAUUGACCUCUUCCAUAUGCUAAACCAUGUGAAGAGAUCAAAGUCACUCCUCUGUCUGAAUUGCAUGGAAUUUUAGGAUUGAUAAUUGUAAUUUUAAAAAUUUUAAAAUCCUAUAUGGACAUGACUUGGGUCACAUUUUUCAGUUUUGGAAAACUACAAAGGCUGUAUAAUUCAAUAUGGUAAUGUAACACUAUUCCGCAGGUUUCAUUUGAAAAUGAGUUCAUUCUACAGGGUGAUGCAAAACUAUUGGCGAUAGCUGUGUGUUUAAACUUCCAACUUCAUUUUAAAAGGCUUCAAGUCAAAUUCAACUAGUAUCUGCGUUGUUUGGGGUUGAGACUCAAUUUGUUAAUUCCAGCUUGUCCAUUCGUGUGUUGGUUGCUAUAAGCUAUAUUAAAUACGAUAUGUAUGGUUAAACGUACAAUGUAACCUAAUUCAUGUAAUAAACAUAUGGUGGAUUAGGGUGGCGCUAUUAAGAUCUGUUGCUGUUGUAGAUCAUAACCCCCAUUGUGGAGUUAGGCUUUCGUAACUAUGAAAUCUCUCAAGUGUGACUUUGAUCAUUUUACAUGUGUGCUGUUUGUAUGUGUGUAGGGUGGCUAUAAAGUCCCACAUUGCAUCCGCUGUGGAAAAGUACAAAAUAAUAAAGCCCCAUAUUUCUCUGUUUUAUUGUGACAGCAACACCCUUUUCAAGAGCCUGUGUUGUAAGUGUCUUUACUUCAAGGAGUGAUUUUUAAAAUCAAUUGUUUUGUUAAAUUAGGGAUACGCAGGCAUUUUUCAGAUCCCGUUAAAAGUUGCUGUUUCUUUCUGGUUUAGUACCGGAUCACUUCCAGUGCUCCCUGUAAAUUUCGGGCCAAUGGUCUAGCUGCGAUCCGAUCAUGUGAUCUACACUACAGGAAGUGGGUAGGUACAGGAAGCAACAGUGUGUGUGUGUAUAUAUACCACAUCUCCCAAACUAAAUUAAAUAUAUAUAAAAAAAAAAACCAUCACAGCGUGAAGGGUACCAGUGAUAAGAUUACUAGCACUAAUGGUCAUAACCCUGUAUUCUUUUGAUUGAAUGGCCUUGCCACAGCCGCUGCACAAAGUGGACUAUAUCGCCAUACAUGUGUCUGUGUUUUAAUGCAUUUCAGGUCGCUGAGAUAUUAAGUGUCAUUGUAAAAAGGAAAAUGUUUUUGAUUUGUUGUUUUAUUCUCAGUGUGUCAAACCUGUCUUACUAUUUACUGUAUGAGGAAAUAAAGAAACACAUGUGAAGUGGCAUAUGGACAUCCCUGUCUAAACACUAAAAUGGGGUUAAUCCUGAUGCUAAAACAUGUUUUAAUCAGGGACCAGCUUGAAGGGGGGCUAAAACGAUACCGAGACUUGAAUAGAAGUCCUUGCAGUCUUCAGUGCCUCACCUUGUUUGCCGGUCGAAUCUGGUUGUGUUUGUGUUAAACUCGCCGCCACAUUCCAGUACAAUUUCCAGACCUCUCUGAAACAGAAUGCUUUUAAUAGGAUUUCCUGCUUCUGCAGGACUGCAUCAGCUGAUCGUGGUGGUGUUUGCAAUAACGGUGGCAUCGCAUUAAACGGUAUUCUGAGUGCUAUGCUGCAACAAAUCUGUUUUAGACUUGAGGCGAAUUUGGAAAAGCGCAGUUCUAAAUGUUAGGAAAUAAAUUUAUAGUUAUUUUACACAAUAUAGUUAUUUUAUUUAAUGUAAUUUGGAAAAGGCAUUCUGUAAAAUGGCUCAGAUAGGACUGUAAGUUAGUUCAGAUAAGUACCACCACCACUAUGCACUUCUGUUACUAUCAGUUCAAUGAAAAUCAUGAUCAAUAUUUAGUGUUCCACAAUCAUGUUCAGGUUUACGUUAUUGAUCCAUGAUGCUAGAUGCAUCUUUCCAUGCCAUAGUUUUAACCGAUUGUGGAUUACUUUGUGAAAAAGUAGAUCAUGCUUUAGGCUGUAUUUUCAAGGUUAUCUCUGAUUUCAUGAUUUCCGUGAAAUGUAACCAUUGCCAUGUAAUAUGUAGUUCCCGUGAAAAUUCACAUUUUUGAAAGAGUAGUGUAAAUAUAAUUAUAUUUAUCACAAAAAAAAACAAAAACAGCAGACGUUUGUCUGUUACACUGCAUUAGAAACCUGGCAGCCGCUUUAGUUUGCUUCCGGUAAAUUAUUGAACGCACUGUGUAGAGCAGCACGAUGUCUUCAACAAAAAAAGACGCCAGCUGCAUCAAAGAUCUGAAUUAAUAAUUCUGCUAAAGAUUGCUCUCUCUAGUACAAGAAGGGGACAUUUCUCUAAUUUAUGUUAGAUUUUUGUUUGAGAAUUCACUGAUGGUGAAAAUAGGUCUUUUAAAAGGUGGACAUUAAAAUCAGAAUAUUCUACAAUUUAGCAUUUACUGUUUUUCAGGUAAGCAUUUAAAUCUUUAGGAGCAUUUGUUGUAUAAUAACUGUAGAGAAAAUGAUCAAUUGCGAUUUUCUUCUGCUUUAAUAAAUAUUCUAAAUAUUCUGAUUGGUCCUAAAAGUAGUUUUAGCCUCUGAAAACGUGCUUUUAUUGCUACUUCCAGUAAGACGUCUUAAAACUCACAUGUAAGAAAUCACCCAAUAACUACGGAUUUCUUAAAAAUCAUGUACAUCUUCUCCUUUGUAUAUAUAACAUGCAAAAAAAAAAAAAAAAAAAAUUCCUCAAA